CCUAACCACCUGGCGUGGGCUCAACUUCCUCCUUUCCCUUCAUUUACCUCGGCUGCUCUGUGAGAAUCACCUAAAAUAUACCAAGCAGGCACUUUUGGGGAACACACAUCAGUCUCCGGAUCAGAUCUGGAGCUAAACAGACAUGGGGAGUGGUUCUGGGUGGAAGGAGGAGUCUGACCGAACCACAAGCCCUGGGUGAUUCUGCUGCUGGAAGCUUCGGAUGCUGCUUCCCUCUGGUGGUAGCCGCUUGCCCUGCAACUCAGACCACGUGAUUUCUAGGAAUCGGACCUCCCUGGAGGAGAACUGAAACUUAGGGUGGGGACUGUAGAAAGGGGAGGAGAGAUCAGAAACAGCCUGGAACAAGCGGAGCCUGGGAUGUCCUCGGUCGCUCAGGAUGGCCUCGGGCAAAGCACGCUGCACUCGAAAGCUCCGGAGCUGGAUUGUGGAGCAGGUGGAAAGUGGGCAGUUCCCAGGGGUGUGCUGGGAUGAUACAGCCAAGACCAUGUUCCGGAUUCCCUGGAAGCAUGCAGGCAAGCAAGACUUCCGAGAGGACCAAGAUGCUGCCAUUUUCAAGGCUUGGGCACUGUUUAAGGAAAAGCACAAAGACGGGGACAUAGGACACCCUGCUGUCUGGAAGACUCGCCUGCGCUGUGCCCUCAACAAGAGUUCUGAAUUUGAGGAGGUUCCUGAGAGGGGUCGUAUGGAUGUUGCUGAACCCUACAAAGUAUAUCGAAUACUGCCAGCAGGAACCCUCCCUACCCAACCCCGAAACCAGAAGUCACCAUUCAAGCGAAGUAUCAGUUCUGUGUCACCAGAGAGGGAAGAGAAUAAGGAAAAUGGGAAGACCAAUGGAGUUAUAAACCACUCAGACAGUGGCAGCAACAUCAGCGGCCAUGACGGCUGCAGCAGUAACAGCUGCAGCAGCAGCAGCUCUGAGCUAGAGGAAGGAGCUGGCAUAACGGAAGCUACCAUUAAAGAGGACCCAGUGUUCAUGGAGCAUCACCUUCCUCUGAACUCAGACUACUCGCUGCUGCUCACCUUUAUCUAUGGUGGACGUGUGGUGGGCGAGACUCGGGUGUGCAGCCUAGACUGUCGGCUUGUGGCUGAGCGCUCAGACUCAGAGAGCAGCAUAGUGCAGGUGGAAUUUCCCAAACCUGACCCACUGGAGCCUACCCAGCACCUGCUGAAUCAGCUGGAGAGAGGCAUCCUGGUGGCCAGCAAUUCCAGAGGCCUCUUUGUUCAGCGCCUUUGCCCCAUACCCAUCUCCUGGAAUGCACCCGAGGCCCCACCUGGACCUGGGCCUCAUCUACUGCCCAGCAAUAAGUGUGUGGAGCUCUUCAGGACCACCUACUUCUGUCGAGAUUUGGUCCAGUACUUCCAGGGCCAGGGGCCCCCACCCAAGUUCCAGGCAACACUGCAUUUCUGGGAAGGGAGUCCUGGCUCUGGCCAGACCCAAGAGAAUCUUAUCACAGUGCAGAUGGAGCAGGCCUUUGCCCGACAUUUACUGGAGAGGAUUCCUGAGGAGGAGAAGGCCGCCCUGUUCCUGGUACAGCACGCAGAGCACUCACCUGCCGCUCUGGCGCUCUGAUCCUCGGGCUCCACUGAAAUAGACUUGUUCUCCACACUGUUGGUCUGCUUGCUUUUGUCAGGAUCCAUACCACUGUGGGUUAUCCAGCGUGGCCAAGAGAAAGUGCAAGGAUAAUCUUUAUCCUUAAAAUUUUAUUUUGAGAA
This is a messenger RNA of Arvicanthis niloticus (Nile rat), 1731 nucleotides long. It is a transcript of the gene Irf9, whose product is annotated as interferon regulatory factor 9. The record is from RefSeq and is a predicted model, not a curated record. Lineage: Eukaryota; Metazoa; Chordata; Mammalia; Rodentia; Muridae. Gene Ontology annotation, biological process: immune system process; regulation of transcription by RNA polymerase II. Gene Ontology annotation, molecular function: RNA polymerase II cis-regulatory region sequence-specific DNA binding; DNA-binding transcription factor activity, RNA polymerase II-specific; protein binding. Gene Ontology annotation, cellular component: nucleus.